AGUCCCGUCGGGAAGUGCGCAUAGCCACGCAGGCGCAUUAACGGCACGCGGCCUAGAGCCGUUGGUUGACAGUUGGCCGGUGUCUCGCGCGUCGCAAAGACGGUCCCGGUCUGACCCGAUGUAACCUCCAUCUCUUUGCCGGCCGCACGUUCAUCGGUUUUCACCCGGUCACCGGAGCCUCCGUGACGAGUAGCUGAGGUGGGGAUAGCAGCUUGGAUGAGCACCCUGCUGAAGCUGCUCCGAUCUAUGCCGGCCCUCGGCUCGAGAGCAGCAAUAAUGACCUCAGCAACCCAUGCCAUGGAUGGGCCAGUGGCAAGUGCCAUCCACCUUAAACUGGAGCGGAGCCUGAUGCCCACACACUUGCAGGUCAUCAACGAGAGCUACAUGCAUGCAGUGCCUCCUGGCUCCGAGACCCACUUUAAAGUGGUGGUGGUGAGUGAGAGAUUUGAGGGGGUGCCUUUGCUCCAGAGACAUCGGAUGGUCAACGACGUCCUGAAGCAGGAACUGGAGACCAGGAUCCAUGCUCUUUCGAUCCAGGCCAAGACACCCCAGCAAUGGGGAACCGAGCCUCAUGUCGACAGGAGCCCAGCCUGUCUGGGAGGGUCUAAACACGACCCAAAUGUGGCAGUCAAACUGGAAGCAUUUUCAAAAGACUGAGGUGCUCUGAGCAGGUUAUGUAGGCCCCAGGACAACAGGACUGAUAAAGACAGAGGGAGUCACAGUCAUAUUGCAAACUGCUCAAAUGUUCCAACAAGGCAAAACUUCGUCAUGUGCUUCUUUAAAUAUGGCAGUUGAUCAAGAAAAUAAAUUUGUUUGCCUUGCAAUUUCAA
Messenger RNA from Rhincodon typus (whale shark), 830 nucleotides. It is a transcript of the gene bola1, whose product is annotated as bolA family member 1. The transcript has 2 exons. The record is from RefSeq and is a predicted model, not a curated record. Gene Ontology annotation, cellular component: mitochondrion. NCBI's taxonomy places the organism in Eukaryota, Metazoa, Chordata, Chondrichthyes, Orectolobiformes, Rhincodontidae. The coding region runs from base 217 to 657 and encodes 146 amino acids.